Diplodia corticola is the source of this 885-nucleotide messenger RNA. Its product is annotated as telomere maintenance protein. The coding region runs from base 1 to 885 and encodes 294 amino acids. Lineage: Eukaryota; Fungi; Ascomycota; Dothideomycetes; Botryosphaeriales; Botryosphaeriaceae. The record is from RefSeq and is a predicted model, not a curated record. Gene Ontology annotation, cellular component: nucleus. The transcript has a single exon.
AUGGCGCCAUCAACCAUCAACGUUCUCCUCACUUCCUUCCCGGGCCUGGGUCUGCCGAAAACCCUCUCGCUCCCUCUCCCGGCCGCAUCCACCAUCGCCGACUUCCACGCGGCGCUGUCCCAGCGCAUCCCGGCCCUCGACAACCGGCUGAUCCUGACGACCAACUCCAACAAACUUCUGCCAUCCGACUCGGCCACCCCGCUGUCGUCGCUGCUUUCCUCUCCCUCCGCCGCCGAGCAAGAUGCCCCGGCCUUCCUCCCCUUGCGCCUGACCACGCCCCUCUGUGGCGGCAAGGGCGGCUUCGGCUCGCAGCUGCGCGCGGCGGGCGGGCGCAUGCGCAAGAAGCGCGGCGCGGGCGAGAACAACGGCUCGUCGCGCAACCUGGACGGGCGGCGGCUGCGCACCGUCACCGAGGCCAAGGCGCUGGCCGAGUACCUGGCUAUCAAGCCCGAGAUGGACCAGAAGCAGAAGGAGGAGCGCCGCGAGCGCUGGCAGGAGAUCGUCGAGAUGGCCGAGCGCAAGGAGGAGGAGAUCCUGAAGGGCGGCAAGGGGAGGCUGAAUGGCGAGUGGGUCGAGGCGAAGGAGGAGGCCGAGGAGCGGACCCGCUUGGCCGUGCUGGAGGCGAUGAAGAAGGGGGACAUCAAGGAUGUCUUGGGCAAGGAGAGCGACAGCUCGGCGAGCCCGUCUGAGGGAAGUGAAGGGAGCGAGAGUGAGGAUGAGAUCAAAGCCAGCGCGUCGAAGGCUGGUGCAUCGAAACCUGCUACUCCAGCGAGCAGGACGUUCUUCGGCUGGGAUGAGGAUGAGGAUGAGGAUAUGAGCGAUGACGAUGAGGACGAGGAGCCGGAGGAGGCUGAAGUCGAGGGCAAGGGCAAGGCAAAGGCCUGA